Prorocentrum cordatum is the source of this 5712-nucleotide messenger RNA. Lineage: Eukaryota; Dinophyceae; Prorocentrales; Prorocentraceae. The record is from the annotation of a GenBank genome assembly.
GCGCGCAGCGACGUGUCAGCGCCCGGCAGCAGCAGCAAGAUGUGGCGCAUGCAUGGCUUCACUCCGGUCGACGCCGGCCCCGAGUCAGGCAUGGAGUUUGACCUGCAGGGGGAUCCCUCCCCUUCUCGAAGAACAUCGCUCGACAGCUGCGCCACGCCGUUCAAGCCCGUGGCCUGGGCAGCUGGCAAGAAGGAGGAGGGGGCUCCCAGGAAGCUCAAGCACUGCAACGUCGCCAAGGACCACAUCUGCCACAACUGCGAGGCAGAACGCUACCAUGAGCUCUACGAGUGCGAGUACUGCAAGAAGGAGUUCUGCUAUCAAUGUACUGUCUACGACGACUUGUUUACACUGUUGGGAAUGUGGAGAAGAGCGUGCCGGCCGCGGCCGAGGCAGCUCCCGGGUACUCGCAAAGGACUCCUGGUCGAGAGCGGCGCGAUCGACAACCUCACCAGCAAGCAGUUCGUGGAACGCCAGAGCGUCAUCGCCAAGACGGCAGGCUACGAGACGCACUUCGAGCCUAUGGUGCACCCCGUCGUGGUCAACGGCGUGGGGAAGGGUAGCCAGCAGGCUACGCACCAGGCAGUUGUGCCGAUCCAACUCAAUGAUGAAUCCGCUGAGUUUCGAGCCCCUUGUCUGAUGGGCGACGGCGCUGGCGUUCCGGCCCUGUGGGGCCUACGAUCGCAGAAGCAGUCGCGCGCCAUCAUCGACACCGGCGGCAACGCGGUCAUCGUCCCUGGCCCUGGAGGCUUCUCGAUGACUCUCAGCCCCGGCAGCAAGGUGAUACGGUGCGAGAACGUGAUCUCGGGGCACAUUAUGAUUCCCGUGUCAGACUUCCAGGAGCAGGACAAGGAGAUGAUCGAGUCCUCUACGAAGUGGGUCCUCUACGGGGCGCGCUGUCAGCUGGACAGUAGCGGCGCUGCGUACCACUUCGAGACCGUCUUCGGCAGCUACCCCUUCUACUGCACCGUCGAGCACGUCGACUGUUCCUACGAGUGCUUCACCGCGAGGUCACCAGUCGACCUGACGACGAAGUGGAACCUCUUGUGGCGGACUCACCAACUUGUGCUACUCCGACAAGUUCGAGAGGAGCCAGCUCAGGUCUUGUGGCUAGACCCUCAGGGCGCGGCCACAGGCACCAGCAGCGCCAAGGGCCGCGAGCUGGCCAGGUACGUCACCGAGCUCGUCCGCGGUCAGCUGCACAAGGACCUUCACGUCGUCAUCGACACGACCGCUGGCAGCCACUUCUGGAAGCAAGCAGAGCUUCAACCACUGCUUGCACACGAGCGACUCAAGCAUUGGAAGUAUUCCUGGUGCGGUUUGGGAGCUGUCGACCCUGUGAUGGGCCGACCUUGGCAUCGAGUUCGACGAGUUUUAACCGCCAUUGACUUGCCGCGCCUCUGUCGUGGCUGGCCUGCUGGCAGCUACCGGGCACAAUGUUGCCAACUAGCGAAUCUACACCAAGCCACGAGGAAGCGCUUUCAGUCUUCCAACGCCCUGGACCGCAACAAGGCAUCCAGGGAGUACCCCGAGCAGGUGAUCAUGGCAGCUCACUUCGACCUGCUGAAGUUUCUGCAACUAAGGAGUAAAGAGAGCGAGAAGUACAACCAUAGUGCGGAGGUGGUCACAAAAACCAAGAAGCGGGCUAAACCGACGCUCGUACUACCAGACGAGUGUUCGGGAGACUGCGGCGACGACUUCACCCCGCUCCUGAUGAAGGACAAGCGCGGCGAGUUCUCUCAGGAGUGGCGCGCCGAGCGCGUCGCGGUCGUCGCCAGCUUCGCCGUCAUGUGCGCCACCCAGGCCGACGAGCUCUAUUGCAUUGACGACGAGAUCGACGACCCGGCGGACACCAAGUGCUACUACGAGGACAGCUUCCACGACCUCGAGCACUACCUCGCCGAGUCGACCAUCGACAUUAUGGAGAUCUACGGCGGCGAGGCGGGCACGACCAGGUUGGCUGCGCAAGUUGCUGAGCAUCAGGCUUUCCAUGGUUCUAUUUUCGUCGUGGAGAACCCGUUUGCGAGCGAGAUGUGGAAGCUACCAUACUGGGAGGCACUGCUUGGGCGAGAUGACGUCUACAGCAUCAAGAUCCAGAUGCAUGCAGCUGGGCUUCGCGACCCUUUCGACGAACACAGAGUACGGCUCAUCCGGAAGGAUGCGCUCAUUGUCGCGAACCAGCCAGAGAUCAUUCGACCUCUUCGGAUACUACGCUGCCCUGGAGUUUCGCCACGGCAUGUUCCUCAGAUCAACGAGAACGGCCGCUCGUCUUACACCCAGGUCUGGCCGAAGCGAUUCUGCCAGCUGCUCGCCAGAGGCAUCAAGUGCGCCUUGGAUAUGCAGUCAGUCAAGGCCAAUCGCUGGGAUCCUCGCCACACCUUCAAGGACGACGAGUGCAGGUGGAGUACCAAACAGAUCGAGGAACGCGAGAAGGCAGCUCCACGAGCAUCCGCUGGCGAUAUUACCGAGCCGAAGAGCAGCGAGAAGGCAGAGCCGCCUCCGCGGACUCCCGCCCCUGGCAGGGGUUCACCUGGAGACCCUACGAAGGAGGGCGACGAGCCGGAGCUGGAUCCGGCCGAGGCUCGAGCAGCCAGCGAUGCUCGCAUCCGCGAGGCCACCGACGCCUGGGACGAGCCGGACUGGUCACGGUUCGACUUGGGGCGGUCGCUGCAGGUCUUGCGCAAUGGCAACGACGCCCAGGUCAAGCGCGUCAUUCAGCGCCUACAUGUACGACACUACCACCAGUCGGCGGACCAGCUGAUCGAGCUGCUGGAGGACAUGUGGAUCGCGAUCUUUGGGCCCCCGCGUGUUCUCAUCAUCGACCAAGAGGGAGCUUUCGCGCACGACGCCGGUAUGGCUAUGUGCGAACGUCACGCCAUCCACAGGAAGCUCAGGGCCGUGGACCAACACGGCCAGAUGGUCGAGAGACAUCUUGAACUUCUUCGGGGAGUCUGCCAUCGCCUGAAGGAGCAGUGCGACCGCGAGGGCAUCAUCAUCAAGCCCGAGCAGAUCGUACGCGAAUCAUGCUAUGCGAAGAACGCUCUGAUGACUAUUGGCAGGACCGCACCGUGCGAGGCUGUUCUGGGCGAGACGCCCAAUCUGCUCCAGGAUUUCGAGACUCCCACGACGACCCAGCAGGAAGAUCAACAGCAUCUUCAUCGAUCGCGUGCGCGCGAGCUUGCUCUCUCCAGCAUGAUCGAGAAGACGGCGACCGAGCGCCUCAUCAUAUCCGAGCGCUCCCGCACGCGUCCUGCUGGUCAGAAGUUUCAGUACAAGACGGGCGACCUCGUGGGCAUCUUCCAGACACCGCCCAACAAGGACCUCGACGGCUGGAGAGGCCCGGCGAAGAUCGUGGACGCCACGGAGGAGACGCUCAACGACGGCAUCGUCCACGUGCGCUGGGGCGGCCGCGUGCUCAUCUGCAGGCUCCAGGACGUGAGGCGGCACACCACGUUCUGGUCGAGCUUCUUCCUGCCGUUCCCAGACGAGUGGGCCCCGCUGCGUGAGUUCGUCAGCGAACUCGGCCGUCGCAUGAUCGUCAUCGGCUGGGUCUACGCAGCGCAGGGCUGGAUCAUAUCUCAGGGAGCUCGACUUCAUCCUGGGAUAUUUGCUCGAGGCCUCAUGAUCGCCAACAUGCACAUGGAUCUCGCUAACUGCGUGGGCAUCCGAGUGGGCUACGGCAUUCACACCAUUCCGGAGAUGGGCGCCGUCUCCUUCGCGCCCUUCGUCUACUGGUGCACUGGCCAGGGCGGCUACAGCUACCUGGAGUGGCAAGAGACACGCCGUCUUGACUCCACGCAGGUGUUCGGCGGGCGUUGGCACGACACCUACUGGGUGCAGUUCCUCACCUUAGCGGACACGGACGCGAGAGUCAUACAGCGUGAGGGACGAGAGCGUGCAUCACCAGACAUCGAUAUGGACAGGGCCAUGGGCAGCUUGGACGACGACUCCGACGAGGACAUGGUCCCGGCAGUUCAGGUUCCUGGCGAUGAUGACCAAGCUGAGCUCGAGACCAUCCUGUAUGACGAAGACGGCGGCCGCCUCGACAAGGUCUCGGAGGACGACGACGAGGAAGUGCGUGACGAGAACCUCUACGUCAAUGCUUGGUGGGCUGCGGUCAGCCGUCGUUGCAGCAGACAAAUCAUCGAGACGAAGGACUUCUUCAACGUGAGCGAAGCACUGUCUAGAGUUCCUCAGCCGAACGUCACCGGCAGCGAGCCUCCAGAGAUCGAGUUCGAAGACUUCCUAGUUCAUUGGAUGGAGUGCGGCCACUUCGUCACCCACGUGGGCGACUGGCGAGACGGACGUCUCGUAGCACGAUGGGAUUCUUCCAGGCCGAGCUGGUGCUUCCUCAUCGAGAGGGAGAUGCGCAACCUCACGAAGGAGGAGGAGCGCAUCCACCACAAGGACGUGAUCUCGGCCAAGGACGUCGCGACAGGACGUUGGGUGCUGCGGUGGAAGAACAUCGACGGCGCGAAGGCUGUCAAAGCGCGCCUGGUCAUUAGAGGCUUCAUGGACCAGCAGCAGGGCGGCCUUGACGCAGCCAGCUUCACCGCAAGACGCACCUCGCAGCGCCUCGUCCUCAGUGUUGGAGUGCAGUAUGGCUGGGAUAUCUUCAGCUGGGACAUCGGCAAUGCGUUCCUACGAGGGCUCAGCUUCACAGAGAUCAAUGAGCGGGGUGCGGAGGUCAUGCGAGAAGCGUGCCUGGAUCCACCGGCAGACGUCUUCUCCAUCUUGUUGCAGUUCGCAGCGUUCAAGGGUGCCAGCAAGAUGACGCACCUGCUCAAGCUUCUCAAGGGCGCCUACGGUCUGAAGGACGCUCCGAGGUUAUGGGAGCUACGCUUGGAUCAGUACCUGGCCUCAGUCGGAAGGCAGCAGUCCUCUCUUGAUGGAUGCAUCUGGAUGUGGUUCAAGGAUGGGGAUCUUCACGGGCUGCUGUCUACGCACGUUGAUGACCUGGAGGGAGCCGGUACCCCCGAAUGGCGUGCAUGGUUGUUCGGACAGCUGAAGUCCAAGUUCGGCAAGAUCACCGUGCAAGAGCGGGAGUUCGAGCACUGCGGCAUCCAACACAAGCAGUUCGACGACGGCAGCAUCACUAUCACACAGGACCACUACGUCAAAGAGCUCAAGCCGAUCUCGCUCACAGCAGAUCAGAGACAUGACAUCGCGGUCUACGUGGGAGCACUUCAGCGUCACCAGAAGGCCCCCACAAUCAUGGACGUGAUCAACUUGAACCGCGUGCUGAAGUGGGUUAAGCGCAAGCCCUGCGUGAUCCGCUUCGAGAAGCUGGUGCCGCCGUUGCGUGUGCUAGUCAUCAGCGACUCAGCCUUCAAGCGAGAGAACGGCGAAUCCAUGGCGUGCCGUGGGCAUGUGUUUGCUCUGGCUGAGAAGCAGGGCGACAACCCCGGCGGCAGAGCUCAUUGGCUAGAGGCUGUCUCCAAGCGACAUCGUCGAGUAACGCGAUCGACCGUCGCAGCGGAGGUCAAUGGCCUUGCCGACGCCAUCGAGCCUGGCAAGGUGAUUGCGAUGCCGUACAGUGAAGUGAUCAACGGCACCACCACUGCGCACGAGCUGGCGAGUGACGCAUCUCAGGGCAACUGGCCAGUACGUAUGGAAGCAGUAAUUGAUGCGGACUCAAUCUUCAAGUCCGUGACAUCACAGGACGUCAAGUUGCCGCUUGAGGAGUCGCUCAUCAGCAUUGUGGUGGCCGUGUGA